ACAAGAUGGCGGGUUUGGGAUUUGCUCGCGAACAGCUAGAAAAACAAGGCUGGAAAGAAGGUAAAGGAUUAGGCAAAGAAGAGGAUGGCAUAAAAGAAGCUAUCAAAGUUGGAAUCAAGAAUGACACACAAGGGGUGGGUUACAAGAUAAGUGAGCAGUUUACGUUUCACUGGUGGGAUCAUGUCUUCAAUAAAACAGCAAAAUCCAUUGUUGUUAGUGAGAAAGAGGAUGGUAUUGAAGUUUCCAAAAGUGAUUCAAAGUAUCUUCCAAUUAGUACUCAAAGACCMAACAAACACUCAGAAAAACCUCUUCUUUAUGGAAGGUUUGUCAAGGCCUCGGCAUCAUCGAAAUUAGACACUGAUUCUGAUGAAUCUGAUUCUGAUGUAGAAAAAGACUUCUCAACUGAACAUGCUGAAGAUAUUGUGUUUAAGAAAUGUGGAGGAAGAACUGCUCACAAAGGUGCUAGGCAUGGUCUAAAGCUGAAUGGAAAAUUGAAGAGAAUAGAAGAACAUGACAAGGUUGCAAUGACGGAGCCUUGAGUAUCUUCUUGGCUGCGUCACGAAAAUCAGACAGAAAUAUAAGAUAGAUGCAAGGACUGAAACAGGAGUUGACCACAGGUAGGAAAUGAUAAAUGAUAAAGACCAAUGAUCUCGAGUCAAUACAGGCUGAGAAAUUUAUUAUAUCGGCUG
Messenger RNA from Exaiptasia diaphana, 689 nucleotides. Its product is annotated as G patch domain-containing protein 4-like. Gene Ontology annotation, biological process: regulation of ribosome biogenesis. NCBI's taxonomy places the organism in Eukaryota, Metazoa, Cnidaria, Anthozoa, Actiniaria, Aiptasiidae. Bases 6 to 539 code for a protein of 177 amino acids. Gene Ontology annotation, molecular function: nucleic acid binding. The record is from RefSeq and is a predicted model, not a curated record. The transcript is spliced from 8 exons. Gene Ontology annotation, cellular component: nucleolus.